Funneliformis geosporum is the source of this 870-nucleotide messenger RNA. The record is from the annotation of a GenBank genome assembly. Lineage: Eukaryota; Fungi; Glomeromycota; Glomeromycetes; Glomerales; Glomeraceae.
AUGACUAAAAAUGAAUUAGAAAAUAAUAUACUGGAAACAAUCAAAGAGGUAAAACAAUCAAACAAAAUCUUCGAAGUCAUCCCCUCCGAUAAAAUCUAUCCUAUCCACAAUGACCUCCGCAAAUACCAUAACAAAUGGGAUAAAAAACAAGUAAUAGAAUUAGCCGAUACUUUUGGUAUUGAAAACUUUUAUACUACUGCCCAAUACUUAACUCGUGCCGUUCCCAUAGUGGGUGCGGGCUUAAUAGUUAAAGGUUAUACCGAAGCUGGGGCAGUAACAGCCGGAGUUUCUCUCUAUGCUGAUUACCUUAUCUCAAGUGGCAAAGAAAAACUUUUUAAAUCCGAAGAAAAAAAGAGAAAAUUAACCGAACUAAGCAAGGAUAUUGAAAACCUUUAUGAUCGGUAUCAAGAACUAAUAGAAAUCUUGAAACCACUUCAUAAUUUUGAUUCUUCACCAGAAUUGAAUAAGUUGCUACAAUCUUUAAGAGAAGAACUAGAAGAGAUUUUAAAAAAAGGUGAAGAUAAAAGUAGCAAAGUUAAAGAAUUAAUCCUUUUAAAUAAUGGGAUAAAAGUUUUAGAGUCGUGGAAUAAUCUUUCCUUAACAGCAAAGGCUAAAAGAAAUGAACAUGGAAAAAUUAAGCAUUUGAUUACUAUCUUACAAACUGCUAUUAGUGAGUAUAAGCAAGGAAUUACUAACAAUGAGAUAGAAAAGAGAAUAAUGAAUGGAAUGCAAGAAUUAAGUAAAGGAGUUAAAAGAGAAAAUAACCAAGUUUGCCACACAGUUGAUUUAAACGAUGAAGAAAAAGAAAUUGAACAUAAUGGUCAAUUAGAAUUAGUUAAUCAACAAUUGCAACAUCCAAAAAAUGACUAA